UCACUCAUUCCCGUCCAGUGCUAAACAGAGAGCUCAUCAUCAAUCAUCAUCAUCAGUUGGCUCCGGUUUCGGCGCUUGCGCAGCCGAACCUGGCUGCCCAGCCAGUCACGUCACCAUCUUUUCCCGCCAAAACUUCCCGCCCGUUAUACUCCCGCCAUUUUUUCUUCAUCUCGCCGUCCUCGUCCGCAUUCUCAAAACCCUAACCCAAACCCUAAUCCUAACCCGAAAUUUCCAUCUCCAUGGCGUCCUCCCGCCGCUUAAGCAAUGGCCGAUCCCCUCUUGUCCGCAAACAGAGCCAAAUCACCUCCUUCUUCACCCCUGGCAAGGGCGCCAAGGUAAACCCUAGCCCUGACCCUAGUCCUGAUCCCUCUCCCUCGUUGUCGAAACCGAAGAAGCCCUUGUUGGUGAUCCCUCCUUCUCCGGCUUCAAUCCCGAGGACGCCGUCCAGUGCUGGUAUCACAUCCUACAAGGAGGAAGUGAUUGGGAGGAGAAUUAGGGUUUUCUGGCCGCUUGACAAGGCUUGGUAUGAGGGCAGUGUUCGAUCCUAUGAUGAGGUGUCGGGAAAGCAUACAGUUCAAUAUGACGAUGCUGACGAGGAAAUUUUGGAUCUUGGAAGUGAAAAGAUAGAGUUUUUGCAGGAGGAAGCGCCAAGAAGCCUACGCAGGCUGAGGCGUUUGUCUGGAUCGAUGGGUGUGGCCACGCCGAGCACUGAUGGGAAUGAGGAGAGUUGCAGAGAUGAUUCCACGGAUGAUGAGGAGUUGGGUAAGGGGAUGCAGAUUGAUAAGGUGGAUGAUGAUACUGAUGAGAUGGAGUUGGAGGAGGAGGUGAUUGGUAGCUUGAGGAGAAGACCGUCCAGAUGUUCAGGUUCAGAAAAGAGAAAGAAAAUCGAACCUAUGAUGUUGGAGUCAGCUAAAAAAAUUAAAUUUAAAGAUGAAAAUGGGAAAAUUUUGUCAAAAGCUUCAUCAAAAACCAUUAAAAGUAGCCCUAUUUUACCCGUCGACAAUGGUAAAAGGGAACAAGUUUUGGAUUCUUUUGACCUCACCUUAAGUGGUGAUGUAGCUGAUCGGUUUGGGAAACGGCAAGCAGAAAAGUUUAGGUUUCUUGGGCAAGGACGCAAGGAUGCAUGUGGGAGGCGACCUGGAGAUGCAGAUUAUGAUCCCAAAACUAUUCACUUGCCUCUGGAGUUCUUGAAGAGUUUGUCUGGAGGACAGAGACAAUGGUGGGAGUUCAAGUCAAAGCACAUGGAUAAAGUUUUGUUCUUCAAGAUGGGGAAGUUUUAUGAAUUAUUUGAGAUGGAUGCACAUAUCGGAGCUAAAGAGCUUGAUCUGCAGUAUAUGAAGGGAGAGCAACCACACUGUGGGUUUCCUGAAAAGAACUUUUCAAUGAAUUUGGAGAAAUUGGCUAGAAAGGGAUAUCGUGUCCUUGUUAUAGAGCAAACAGAAACUCCUGAACAGCUCGAACUCCGUCGGAAGGAGAUGGGAUCUAAGGAUAAGGUUGUGAAGCGUGAAAUAUGUGCAAUGGUGACGAAGGGUACCCUGACUGAAGGAGAACUGUUAUCAAGAGACCCUGAGGCUUCCUAUUUGAUGUCAAUUACUGAGAAUCACCAAAUGUCCACUGACCAGAGCAAAGAGGGCACUGUUUUGGGCAUUUGUAUUGUUGAUGUUUCUACAAGCAAGUUCAUGAUUGGACAGUUUGAAGAUGAUAAGGAGCGUCUCUGUUUAUGCUCAAUAUUGUCAGAAUUAAGGCCGGUAGAAAUCAUAAAGCCUGCUAAAAUCCUUACUUAUGAAACUGAAAGUAUCUUGAAGAACAAUUUGAGAGAUCCUCUUGUAAAUGUUUUGGUCCCUGUUGUGGAGUUCUGGGAUGCUGAAAAGACUAUUGGUGAGCUCAGGAACAUUUACCAACUGCCGAGGCAUUCACAAGUUUCUAGACCAAGAGACGAUAGAAACUAUGAUGCUCCAGCUGAUUCUGAUGAUGCAGAGAAUGAGUCAGGGUUCCUUCCUGAUGUGUUAUCUGAGUUUAUUACUUCAGAAGCAAAUGGAAAUUGUGCUCUUUCAGCUCUUGGAGGGUGUCUCUUUUACUUGAGGCAAGCUUUUCUUGAUGAGGCAUUGCUAAAGUGUGCAAAAUUCGAGUUGGUUCCAUGCUCUGGUACCUCUAAUGCUUUGCAAAAGUCUUAUAUGAUACUUGAUGCAGCAGCACUUGAGAAUCUUGAGAUAUUGGAGAAUUGCAGAAAUGGUGGUUUGUCUGGAACACUGUUUUCCCAGUUAGAUCACUGUGUCACAGCUUUUGGGAAAAGGUUGCUUAAAAGUUGGCUUGCAAGACCAUUGCAUGGUACAAGAUCAAUUAUUGAACGCCAGGAUGCCAUAGCGGCACUAAAGGUUUGUUCCAAAUAUGUGUUUGAUGAAAUCUCUAGAAGGCAAAGCUUGAAAUUGUUGGUUAUCAAGUUUAUAACUUUAUGCGUGCCCUGUUUGCUUUUCAUAUUACUAUUACGUUAUAUUUAUCCUCUCAAACUAAAAUCUCCCAAGGUCAAAGAAAGUUAUUUAUUGUGUCUUCCAGAAGAAGAAUAG
Dioscorea cayenensis subsp. rotundata (Guinea yam) is the source of this 2564-nucleotide messenger RNA. RefSeq names its product DNA mismatch repair protein MSH6-like. Lineage: Eukaryota; Viridiplantae; Streptophyta; Magnoliopsida; Dioscoreales; Dioscoreaceae. Gene Ontology annotation, molecular function: mismatched DNA binding; ATP-dependent DNA damage sensor activity; ATP binding. Bases 240 to 2564 code for a protein of 774 amino acids. The transcript has 11 exons. Gene Ontology annotation, cellular component: nucleus. The record is from RefSeq and is a predicted model, not a curated record. Gene Ontology annotation, biological process: mismatch repair.